AUGGACCCCCGGGACCAGACAUUUAUGACAAUUCAUAACCUCACACCGGAAGCCAAUAUCCUUUUUGCCUCUGAUUCCAUAUUCGACAUAUUGGGUUACCAACCUGACGAGGUCCAAGGGCAGUCAUGCUUCGACUACUUCCACCCCCAGGAGGUGCCCUUCGCGAGGUCGGUCCACAGCAGAGGUGUCCUCCUGGACAAGGCCGCCGUCCUCCACUACGCACGCAUUCUAUCCAGAGAUGGGCUGUGGGUGAGCUGCGAGUGCUGCUUCACAGUCGUCCAUGAUGUGUUGGUGGCCUGCACCAGCAUCUACCUGCGAGGGGAGAAGAGCGAGAGGCGCGCCCUCGAAGCUCCCCAGAUCCGACGCAUAUUCUCGUGCUCUCCCCGGGAUCCCCGCUACCACAUGUUGGAGCAUCUAUCGCCCAAGUUCAAGAUGCCGCCAAUGGAGCGUGAACCCCGGGCGGCCCUGAUUUUGAAUCGGUUUACCAGGAAUUUAAGCAUAAUGUUUGCCACCAAUGCAGUGUCGACCAUCCUUGGACUGCGACCGGAAGAAAUCAAGGACAAGUCCUUCUACGAGUGCAUCCAAGAGAAUUGCCUCCAAGAUGCCAUCCAAUGCCUGGAAAGUGCUAAAGCCAACGAGUCUAUCGCAUAUCUCCGCUUUUGGUUCCGUGAUCCGCGCAUGGAUGAAAACGAUGAACAGGAGAGGGACGAGGAAGAAGAUGAGCAGCCUGUUGCCCGCAACGUCGCCGGUUUCGGAGUCGACGACGUGGAAUUAGACGACCAAAUGGACGUGGACGAGGAUGAGGCGCGGACACCCCAAGCGGCAUCCGGUCUGCCGCCACGAGAUAGCCGGAGAACCAGACAUCGCCAGCCGCCGGGGUCUUUCGAGCUGGAAGCAGUUGUGUCGUGCACCUCAGACGGGCUUGUGGUAGUGUUGCGCAAGGCCCGGCCACCCAUUCCACCCCCACAUCCCCCCCUUGUUCCAGCUUUCAGCUUCGAGAAGGGCCUCUUCGCUGCACCGUGGGGGCAAGAACCGAUCCGCCCCUAUUUCCCGCCCGAUCUCCUCUACACUUUUCGCCCACCACUCCUGCCACAGUACAUGCCCUUGCGAGAGAGUGUGAAGGCCUCGGGGGGCCCUCCCUUGGACCAAUUGAUGAGAUCGAUUAGGGAUGUGGCAGUUUUCGCAUGGGCACUGGUCGGCAUCAACGGAAAUAUGGCGACCUACGGCAGAGGCCUGCCGAGAGGCGGAUCUCAACCAGCCGAAGGUCUGCCUCGAGGGGAUCCGACUGCCGGAAGUGCAGGCUAUGCGGAGAACCCGGCACAUCCGAGAUGGUCGCAUCCCGAUGACGGGAGGGCCGGGACAUGUACCCGCCCGCAUUGCCGCCCUGAUCACCCGUUUUCUACGACGGCACCACCUCCCCUGGAACGCCACACCCAUGGCAACCCUCCGUCGUGGCCACAAUCAUCGGCAUCCACUCUCCACCGACCCCAAAAUCAGUUCAUGCAGAGCUCAACCCACCAGCACGACCAACAUCUCCACCAUCAUCAUCACCAUCACCAUCACUACCACGAGCACCAACAACCUCAACAGCAGCAGCAACUACCCCGACCAUCCCCAGCCGACAUCAACGACUUCGACGACCCCCUCCAACAAACAGACCGGACCCCUCUGACGGGCAACAUCGGGGCCUCGUCUUCCUCAUCCCGCGGCGGCAACCAUAACAACGCAACACCCUCAUCAUCCUCGCUCGGCGGCGGCGGGUGGGCGUCCCGGAUCCCCGGCGAGGACCGCCGGGCGCCGACCAACACGAUCGACGAGUCGGUGUGGGAGACGCUGCGGCGCGACCUGCUGGCGGUGUGGGGCAAGAUGCGCGAGGUGCUGUACCCGCGGCACCUGUUCGGCGGGUUGUCGUCGUCGCCCGAGGGCGGCCUCCGGGGCGCCUACGCCAGCCUGCGCGGGGCCGGGUUCGCGGGCGCGAGGGAGGAGCUCGCCGGAUUGGCCGGCCGCGUCAUGGAUCCCGAGGCGCUGCUCGCGGGGGGCGGCAUGUCGCCUGGCCUGAGGGACUGGGACCUGUGGGGCCCGCUGAUCUUCUGCUUGUUGCUGAGUCUGCUGCUGAGCUGGCAGGCCAUGCCGGACCAGAAGGACAUCGUCUUCAGCGGCGUGUUUGCCAUUGUGUGGAUUGGGGAGGCGGCCGUGACGCUGCAGAUCAAGUUGUUGGGAGGGAAUAUAUCCUUCGCCCAAAGCGUCUGCAUCAUUGGAUACACCCUCUUCCCAAUCGUCAUUGCCGCUCUACUCUCGGCGAUGCACCUGCACCCGAUCGCCAGGGUCCCUGUCUAUAUCGUGCUCGUCGCCUGGUCCCUUGCUGCCGGCGUGAGCAUCCUUGGGGGCAGCGGCGUCGUCAAGAACAGGGUCGGCCUGGCCAUUUAUCCGCUCUUUAUCUUCUACAUUGGCCUUGGUUGUUUGUGCUUCAUUAGCUAG
Messenger RNA from Phialemonium atrogriseum, 2478 nucleotides. RefSeq names its product protein YIP4. Gene Ontology annotation, biological process: endoplasmic reticulum to Golgi vesicle-mediated transport. Gene Ontology annotation, cellular component: membrane; trans-Golgi network. The transcript is spliced from 8 exons. Lineage: Eukaryota; Fungi; Ascomycota; Sordariomycetes; Cephalothecales; Cephalothecaceae. The coding region runs from base 1 to 2478 and encodes 825 amino acids. The record is from RefSeq and is a predicted model, not a curated record. Gene Ontology annotation, molecular function: protein binding.